AUGAACAAAGGAGGAGUGGGCCUCGGAGGUGGAGCCGGUGGCGGCAGUGGGCCAACCACCGCUGCGGCGGCGGCAGCGGCACAAAAACAGAAAACCCUUUUGCAGAGAGUGGACACAGACAUUGGAAAUCUUGUUGACAAUUUUGGUUACAUAGUCAAUGUGACUCGGGUUAACGAUCCACCAGUGCGGAACUCCCAAGAGUCUUUCAUGAUGGAAAUGCGUGCGACUAGGAUGGUUCAAGCUGCUGACUCGCUACUCAAAUUGGUGUCGGAGUUGAAGCAGACUGCAAUUUUCUCGGGAUUUGCAUCUCUGGAUGACCAUGUCGACCGGAGAACGCACGAGUUCAAUAAUUUGGCUGAAAGUACAAAUGGGAAAUUGUCGAGAAUUGGGGAGGAGGUUGCAGCUAGCCUCAAGGAACUCGAAUCUCAUUACUACUCGUCUGCACUCAGGACAACCACCGUUAGUCCACACGAGGCUUCAGAGUAA
Molecule: messenger RNA, 486 nt
Organism: Striga hermonthica
Lineage: Eukaryota; Viridiplantae; Streptophyta; Magnoliopsida; Lamiales; Orobanchaceae
Source: the annotation of a GenBank genome assembly